AUGAGCUUGUUGGUAAAUACAUUCCGUGUGCAAAGAUGCGUCUGGGCCCGGGGCUGUGCAGGGCUCUAUAAAAGCCCAUCCAGCUGCAGGUCCUUCAUCCACUUCUCCUGCCUUCUCCUCCACGGUGAACCAGGUCUGCCACCCACAGCCAUGUCCUGCUACGAUCUGUGCCGUCCCUGUGGCCCCACCCCGCUGGCCAACAGCUGCAACGAGCCCUGCGUGAGGCAGUGCCAGGACUCCCGGGUGGUGAUCCAGCCCUCGCCCGUGGUGGUGACCCUGCCCGGGCCCAUCCUGAGCUCCUUCCCCCAGAACACCGCCGUGGGCUCCACCACCUCCGCCGCCGUGGGCAGCAUCCUGAGCGAGGAGGGAGUGCCCAUCAACUCCGGGGGCUACGGCCUGGGUAGCCUUGGUGGCUUUGGUGGCUUUGGUGGGCGCUACUAUGGCAGGAGGUGCCUGCCCUGCUAA
This is a messenger RNA of Myiozetetes cayanensis, 465 nucleotides long. RefSeq names its product feather beta keratin. The record is from RefSeq and is a predicted model, not a curated record. NCBI's taxonomy places the organism in Eukaryota, Metazoa, Chordata, Aves, Passeriformes, Tyrannidae. Gene Ontology annotation, molecular function: structural constituent of cytoskeleton. Gene Ontology annotation, cellular component: intermediate filament. Bases 1 to 465 code for a protein of 154 amino acids. The transcript has 2 exons.